AUGGCAGUUGCCUUCCCCUUCCGCGGUGUUCCUGCGGGAGUCCCACCUCCAGGUGUGCCGCUUCCACCACAGGUUCCAGACUAUAUGACUGAGGAGAAACUCCAAGAGAAAGCAAGGAAAUGGCAACAGUUGCAAGCAAAACGCUACUCGGAGAAGAGAAAGUUUGGUUUUGUGGACGCUCAGAAGGAAGAUAUGCCACCUGAACAUGUCCGUAAAAUCAUCAGGGACCACGGUGACAUGACCAAUAGGAAGUUUCGGCAUGACAAGAGAGUCUACUUGGGUGCCCUCAAGUACAUGCCUCAUGCCGUGCUGAAACUGCUGGAGAACAUGCCCAUGCCCUGGGAACAAAUCAGAGACGUACCUGUCCUCUAUCACAUCACUGGAGCCAUUUCAUUUGUAAAUGAAAUCCCUUGGGUUAUCGAGCCAGUCUACAUCGCUCAGUGGGGCACCAUGUGGAUCAUGAUGCGGCGAGAGAAGCGUGACAGACGGCACUUUAAGAGAAUGCGUUUUCCGCCGUUCGAUGAUGAAGAGCCGCCGUUGGAUUAUGCAGACAACAUCCUUGAUGUUGAACCACUGGAGGCCAUUCAAAUGGAGCUGGACACAGAGGAGGAUGGUCCUGUUGUGGAGUGGCUGUACGAGCACCAGCCCCUAAAAGAGACUACAAAGUUUGUGAAUGGUACCACUUACCGUCGAUGGCAAUUUUCACUCCCCAUGAUGUCUACGCUGUACCGCUUGGCCAACCAGCUGCUCACAGACUUGGUGGAUUACAACUACUUCUACCUAUUUGACCUUAAGGCCUUCUUCACUUCCAAGGCUUUAAACAUGGCCAUACCAGGAGGACCGAAAUUUGAGCCUCUCGUUAGAGACAUUAACCUCCAGGAUGAAGACUGGAAUGAGUUUAAUGACAUCAACAAGAUCAUCAUUAGACAGCCAAUCAGGACAGAGUACAAAAUCGCCUUCCCCUACCUGUACAACAACUUGCCGCACCAUGUACACCUCACCUGGUACCACACACCAAAUGUGGUGUUCAUCAAGACGGAGGAUCCUGAUCUUCCAGCUUUUUACUUUGAUCCGCUGAUCAACCCCAUUUCUCACAGACAUUCGGUCAAGAGUCAAGAACCUCUGCCUGAUGACGACGAGGAAUUUGAGCUUCCUGAGUUUGUCGAGCCUUUCCUCAAAGAGACUCCUCUCUACACUGACAACACAGCCAACGGCAUUGCCCUGCUGUGGGCGCCGAGACCUUUCAACUUGCGUUCGGGCCGCACCAGGAGAGCCAUUGAUAUACCUCUCAUCAAAAACUGGUAUCGUGAGCACUGCCCUGCAGGUCAGCCAGUAAAAGUGCGUGUGUCAUACCAAAAACUGCUGAAGUACUAUGUGCUCAAUGCUCUGAAACACAGACCACCCAAGGCCCAGAAAAAGAGGUAUCUCUUCCGUUCCUUCAAGGCCACCAAAUUCUUUCAGUCUACUAAACUUGACUGGGUGGAGGUGGGUCUGCAGGUGUGUCGGCAGGGGUACAACAUGCUCAAUCUUCUUAUCCACCGAAAGAACCUCAACUACCUGCAUUUGGAUUACAACUUCAACUUGAAGCCUGUCAAAACACUGACCACCAAGGAACGUAAAAAGUCUAGAUUUGGCAAUGCUUUCCAUCUCUGUCGAGAGGUUUUGCGACUCAGCAAGCUGGUGGUGGACAGCCAUGUGCAGUACAGACUGGGAAAUGUGGAUGCAUUUCAGUUGGCAGAUGGGCUCCAGUACAUCUUUGCUCAUGUGGGUCAGCUGACUGGCAUGUACCGCUACAAGUACAAGUUGAUGAGACAAAUCCGGAUGUGCAAAGAUCUGAAGCAUCUCAUUUACUACCGUUUCAAUACAGGUCCUGUCGGCAAGGGACCGGGUUGUGGCUUCUGGGCACCUGGAUGGAGGGUGUGGCUUUUCUUCAUGAGGGGCAUCACACCACUGUUGGAGAGGUGGCUUGGAAAUCUGCUUGCCAGGCAAUUUGAAGGCCGUCACUCUAAGGGGGUGGCCAAGACUGUGACCAAACAGCGUGUGGAGUCUCACUUUGACUUGGAGUUACGAGCUGCUGUGAUGCACGACAUCUUGGACAUGAUGCCUGAGGGUAUCAAACAGAACAAAGCCAGGACAAUUCUGCAACAUCUCAGUGAGUCUUGGAGAUGCUGGAAAGCAAACAUCCCGUGGAAGGUCCCUGGCUUGCCAACACCUAUUGAGAACAUGAUCCUGCGCUACGUGAAAGCCAAAGCUGACUGGUGGACCAACACGGCCCACUACAACCGUGAGCGAAUCCGCCGCGGGGCCACUGUGGACAAGACGGUCUGCAAAAAGAACCUCGGGAGGCUGACCCGUUUGUACCUGAAGGCUGAGCAGGAGAGACAGCACAACUACUUGAAGGAUGGUCCCUACAUCACAGCUGAGGAAGCUGUAGCUAUUUACACCACAACUGUUCACUGGCUGGAAAGUCGACGUUUCUCACCCAUCCCCUUUCCUCCCCUUUCAUACAAACAUGACACAAAGUUGCUCAUCCUGGCAUUGGAGAGGCUUAAAGAGGCUUACAGUGUGAAGUCUCGAUUGAACCAGUCUCAAAGGGAAGAGCUUGGACUCAUCGAGCAAGCUUAUGACAACCCUCAUGAGGCUCUGUCCAGGAUCAAGCGUCACUUGCUCACACAGCGAGCCUUCAAAGAGGUGGGCAUUGAGUUUAUGGACCUGUACAGUCACCUGGUACCAGUGUAUGAUGUCGAACCACUGGAGAAGAUCACCGAUGCCUAUCUUGAUCAAUAUCUGUGGUAUGAAGCAGACAAAAGACGACUCUUCCCACCCUGGAUCAAACCAGCUGACACUGAGCCGCCUCCACUUCUUGUCUACAAGUGGUGCCAAGGCAUCAACAACCUGCAGGAUGUUUGGGAAACUGCAGAAGGAGAGUGUAAUGUGAUGCUUGAGUCACGUUACGAGAAGAUGUAUGAGAAGAUUGAUUUGACAUUGCUCAACAGGCUGCUGCGUCUUAUUGUCGACCACAACAUUGCUGAUUACAUGACAGCCAAAAACAAUGUAGUCAUCAACUACAAGGACAUGAACCACACAAACUCUUACGGGAUCAUCCGUGGCCUGCAGUUUGCCUCGUUCAUUGUGCAGUAUUACGGUCUGGUAAUGGAUCUGCUUGUGCUGGGCCUGCACCGUGCCAGCGAGAUGGCCGGUCCACCCCAAAUGCCCAACGACUUCCUCAGUUUCCAAGAUACAGCGACUGAGAGCGCUCACCCAAUCCGGUUAUACUGCCGCUACAUUGACCGCAUCCACAUCUUCUUCAGGUUUUCUGCUGAUGAAGCAAGAGACCUCAUUCAGAGGUACCUUACAGAGCACCCUGAUCCCAACAAUGAGAACAUUGUGGGCUACAACAACAAAAAGUGCUGGCCACGUGAUGCCCGCAUGAGAUUGAUGAAGCAUGAUGUCAAUCUUGGGCGUGCAGUCUUUUGGGACAUCAAGAACCGUCUGCCGAGGUCAGUGACCACAGUCCAAUGGGAGAACAGCUUUGUGUCUGUCUACAGCAAAGACAACCCCAACCUGCUCUUUAACAUGUGUGGCUUUGAGUGCCGCAUCUUGCCCAAAUGCCGAACAAGCUACGAAGAGUUUACCCAUAAGGACGGUGUCUGGAAUUUGCAGAAUGAGGUUACAAAAGAGAGGACAGCUCAAUGUUUCCUGCGUGUGGACGAUGAGUCAAUGCAGCGUUUCCAUAACAGAGUGCGCCAGAUCCUAAUGGCCUCAGGCUCAACCACUUUCACAAAGAUUGUAAACAAAUGGAACACUGCUCUUAUUGGCCUGAUGACAUACUUCCGUGAAGCAGUCGUCAACACCCAGGAGCUACUGGAUUUGCUGGUCAAGUGUGAGAACAAGAUUCAGACUCGAAUCAAAAUCGGGCUGAACUCUAAAAUGCCUAGCCGUUUCCCGCCUGUUGUUUUCUACACUCCCAAAGAGUUGGGUGGCCUGGGCAUGUUGUCCAUGGGCCAUGUGCUCAUCCCACAGUCUGAUCUACGUUGGUCCAAGCAGACAGAUGUGGGAAUCACCCACUUCAGGUCCGGAAUGAGUCACGAAGAGGACCAGCUCAUUCCAAAUUUGUACCGUUACAUUCAGCCUUGGGAAAGUGAGUUCAUAGACUCCCAAAGGGUCUGGGCUGAAUACGCCCUCAAGAGGCAAGAGGCCAUUGCACAGAACAGGCGACUGACGUUGGAGGAUUUGGAGGACUCGUGGGACAGAGGAAUCCCGCGUAUCAACACUCUUUUCCAGAAGGACAGACACACAUUGGCCUAUGACAAAGGCUGGAGAGUCAGGACAGAUUUUAAACAAUACCAGGUCCUGAAGCAGAAUCCAUUCUGGUGGACCCACCAGAGGCAUGAUGGUAAACUGUGGAACCUUAACAACUACCGCACAGACAUGAUUCAGGCCCUUGGUGGUGUGGAGGGCAUCCUUGAACACACCCUCUUCAAAGGCACUUACUUCCCCACCUGGGAGGGUCUCUUCUGGGAGAAAGCCAGUGGAUUUGAAGAAUCCAUGAAGUGGAAGAAGCUGACAAAUGCACAGAGAUCUGGUCUUAACCAAAUUCCCAACCGUCGUUUCACUCUGUGGUGGUCACCCACAAUUAACAGAGCCAAUGUUUAUGUGGGUUUCCAGGUGCAACUUGACCUGACUGGAAUCUUCAUGCACGGAAAGAUUCCCACCCUGAAAAUUUCCCUCAUCCAGAUAUUCAGAGCUCACUUGUGGCAGAAGAUCCACGAGAGCAUUGUCAUGGAUCUCUGCCAGGUGUUUGACCAGGAACUUGAUGCUCUGGAGAUUGAGACUGUGCAGAAGGAGACAAUCCAUCCCAGGAAGUCGUACAAGAUGAACUCAUCAUGUGCCGACAUCCUCCUUUUCGCUUCCUACAAGUGGAACGUCUCUCGACCGUCUCUGCUUGCAGACUCAAAGGAUGUGAUGGACAGCACCACGACACAAAAGUACUGGAUAGACAUCCAGCUGCGUUGGGGUGACUAUGACUCGCACGACAUUGAACGGUACGCCAGGGCCAAGUUCUUGGACUACACCACAGACAACAUGAGUAUCUACCCUUCGCCCACUGGGGUGCUCAUUGCCAUCGACUUGGCAUACAACCUCCACAGUGGUUAUGGAAACUGGUUCCCAGGCAGCAAGCCUCUGAUCCAGCAGGCCAUGGCUAAGAUCAUGAAAGCCAACCCUGCCCUUUAUGUGCUGAGGGAGCGCAUCCGCAAGGGUCUGCAGCUCUACUCGUCCGAACCUACUGAGCCCUACCUGUCCUCACAGAACUACGGUGAACUCUUCUCCAACCAAAUCAUCUGGUUUGUGGAUGACACCAAUGUCUACAGAGUCACCAUUCACAAGACCUUUGAGGGUAAUUUGACCACCAAACCCAUCAAUGGAGCCAUUUUCAUCUUCAACCCCAGGACUGGACAGCUCUUCCUUAAGAUCAUUCACACGUCUGUGUGGGCCGGACAGAAACGUCUGGGUCAGUUGGCUAAAUGGAAGACAGCCGAAGAAGUCGCUGCCUUGAUUCGCUCACUACCCGUGGAGGAGCAACCGAAGCAGAUUAUCGUGACCAGGAAGGGUAUGUUGGACCCUCUUGAGGUCCACUUGCUUGACUUCCCCAACAUUGUGAUCAAGGGCUCUGAGUUACAGCUACCAUUCCAGGCCUGUCUAAAGGUGGAGAAGUUUGGAGACCUGAUCCUCAAAGCAACUGAGCCCCAAAUGGUGCUGUUCAACCUUUACGAUGAUUGGCUUAAGACCAUUUCUUCUUACACAGCUUUCUCCCGACUCAUCCUGAUCCUCAGAGCACUCCAUGUCAACAAUGACCGUGCCAAAGUGAUCCUCAAACCUGAUAAGACCACCAUCACUGAGCCUCACCACAUUUGGCCCACUCUCACAGACGAGGAAUGGAUCAAGGUGGAAGUGCAACUUAAAGACCUCAUUUUGGCUGACUAUGGCAAAAAGAACAAUGUGAACGUGGCUUCACUGACCCAGUCUGAGAUCCGUGACAUCAUCCUGGGCAUGGAGAUCUCCGCUCCCUCGCAGCAAAGGCAGCAGAUCGCUGAAAUUGAAAAGCAAACCAAAGAGCAAUCACAGCUCACAGCCACGCAGACGCGUACCGUCAACAAACACGGUGACGAGAUCAUCACUUCUACCACAUCCAACUACGAGACGCAGACCUUCUCCUCCAAGACUGAAUGGAGGGUCAGAGCUAUAUCUGCUGCCAAUCUCCAUCUCCGAACCAACCACAUUUACGUGUCUUCUGAUGACAUCAAGGAGACGGGAUACACCUACAUCCUGCCCAAAAAUGUCCUCAAGAAGUUCAUCUGCAUUUCAGAUUUGCGUGCACAGAUUGCAGGCUAUCUGUAUGGCACCAGCCCACCUGACAACCCACAAGUAAAGGAGAUCCGUUGUAUUGUCAUGGUGCCACAGUGGGGGACCCACCAAACUGUCCACUUACCUAAUCAGCUGCCUGGACAUGAAUAUCUGAAGGAAAUGGAACCCCUCGGUUGGAUCCACACACAGCCUAAUGAGUCACCACAGCUGUCCCCCCAGGACGUCACCACUCACGCCAAGGUCAUGGCUGACAAUCCCUCUUGGGAUGGAGAAAAGACCAUCAUCAUUACAUGCAGCUUCACACCAGGCUCAUGCACGCUGACAGCCUACAAGCUGACACCCAGCGGUUACGAGUGGGGCCGACAAAACACAGACAAGGGGAACAACCCGAAAGGCUACCUGCCGUCCCACUAUGAGAGAGUCCAGAUGUUGCUCUCUGACCGCUUCCUGGGCUUCUUCAUGGUCCCAGGCCAAGUAUCCUGGAACUACAAUUUCAUGGGCGUGCGUCAUGACCCCAACAUGAAGUAUGACCUGCAGCUUGCCAACCCCAAGGAGUUCUACCAUGAAGUGCACCGGCCAUCGCACUUCCUUAACUUUGCCUCGUUACAGGAGGGUGAAAUAUAUAACGCCGACCGUGAAGACAUGUACGGUUGA
Molecule: messenger RNA, 7020 nt
Organism: Nerophis lumbriciformis (worm pipefish)
Lineage: Eukaryota; Metazoa; Chordata; Actinopteri; Syngnathiformes; Syngnathidae
Source: RefSeq, a predicted model, not a curated record